AUGCUACGACGCACGGCUCCUCUAUUUUCACGACUGGGAGUAUAUGUGCGACGUUUUGUGUAUUCGUCUCCUCAAAUAACGAAAACUGUAGGUCCAAUAUUGGAGCCUCUUCCAGUAAGUGAGAAGAAGUAUGAGGCCAAGUAUGAACGAUUGCAAACUGUAUUUACUUUGCUUAAAAGUAAAAAGACUCUUUCACUGAGUGUGGCACGUAUAAAUCAAAUCUACUUGAAGUCUGGUCGGACCUUCGUGGAAGAUUUGUUGGAGAUCCCAGGAACAAACAUCUAUCCAUUCUUGUUUCAUUACUAUAAGCAUUCGUCAUCCAUACGGACUUUAUUGCUUGAUGGACUUGUCAAGUUGAUAAUAGAGGGUAAAAUUGAUUCUGCAGUAGAACUUAUCGACCACAUGAGAGUAGGUAAAAUCAUCCCAGUCCAAGCCAGUGUGAUUUUGUUCAAUAUCCAUCUUAACAAGAGCUCUCAAGAUACCAGUAAGAGAAGACAAGAAUUAGGCAAACUUUUGAUAUGGCAGACGGUUCUGACUGGAGAUGUUCUUGCAGCAGCGUCGUAUUUAAUUCAGUUUGCCGAAGCCGAAAUAAGUGUAGAUCCAGAAGUUGUGAAGAUAGUUUUGAGAUCUAUAGCCGUGCAUCAUGAUUCAAACUAUUUGUAUUGUUGUCAUGCUAUCCACAGAUUACUUGAUGUUUAUGGGGCAACCGUAUUAUCCUCUGCAGAUUCAUUACUGGCACUAGAGAUGCUUCAGCAAAAGCCACAGGCUCUUUUCUAUGCAAAUUGGUUUUUCCAGAGAAUACCGAAGCUAGAAGAACUCUUUCAGUCCAACCCUCACAAGUUUCUCAAAUUAUUAAACGGUUUGAUUCAAUUCAAUAUUGAAAAUGGUCUUUACGAAGUGGCAUUGAACAUGUGGAUUUCUACCAAAAGAUUCCAGAGCAAGUACUUGGUUCCAGACCAAAUCGAAUCAUUAGCCAAGCUCUUGAAAGAUCUGCCAAAUUUGAAGUCUUUAGACAGCUUAGUAGAACAGAUUCCCAAAUAUGCCACUGAAAGUCAAGUCAUCGUCGAUGUCUUAUUGGAAAAGUAUGGAACUUCUAAAGAAUCGAUUUCCAAAUUUGAAACUCUUCUCAAAACAGUCAGAGCUCCAUUAAGGAGACUGACCUUAACAGCAUUGUUCAAAGCAUAUGUUUUCCAAGAAAAUGAGCCAGUUGCAGAAAAAAUUCUUCUGAAUCUUCUCAAGUCGAAAGAUGGGGCUACGGCUACCGAAAUAAAUGCUGUCUUUGCAAAGUUAUUGAGACAAGGCAAAUUACAGGAAAGUAUCGAUAUGAUCUUAUCCACAGAUAUCCACAUAGCCAAGAUUGCCUACGUGACUAUAUUUAAAGAAGUGGUCAAGAAAAGGUCUAAAACGGAACAAGAAGAGAAUUUUUUGAAGACAAUGUGCAAGAGACUCAUGUUAGUUCCCAGAGAUGAUGAGGUAUUUGAGUUGCUCACUGUGGAGAUUGUACGAUACUAUUCAACUCAUAUCAGCAACCGGGCAGCGAAAAAGAUAUUCAUAAACAUCGACAAGUUCACAGCAAAGUCACUGAUUGCCGUAGACAAACAGAACAUCAAGUUUAAUUUCGUAAAAGUAGGAAUACCGAACAGGUUCAGAGAGUUGUUGGUUCUUUUACCUCUGAGCAAACUUCAGUGUCUUGAUGUGAUUACGAAAAGAGCACUUCAGGAAGAAGAUGCAAGCACCAUAGUUUGGGCUGUAGAUGAGUACCGCUACCAGAACCUAGAGAUCAAAGAUGUCCUUCAACAUAUACAGAAGAUGGACGAGAACAAGUUUCUCAACAGCAUAAUACGAGACGAUAUCAUGUAA
This is a messenger RNA of Scheffersomyces stipitis CBS 6054, 1860 nucleotides long. RefSeq lists its product as uncharacterized. The coding region runs from base 1 to 1860 and encodes 619 amino acids. NCBI's taxonomy places the organism in Eukaryota, Fungi, Ascomycota, Pichiomycetes, Serinales, Debaryomycetaceae. The record is from RefSeq and is a predicted model, not a curated record. The transcript has a single exon.